AUGCAGCAGCAGCUUAAUAUCAGCGUCUCAAAGAACUCGGAGGAAGAUGACGACGACGGCACAACGACAAGGGUAGUAUUGGAGGAAUCCUUUGAGGAGGAGCCCCCCUUCAUACGUGUCGCGAAGCCGCCGGCGGACACCACCAGUGACUCCCUUUUCUCGUCCCCUGCUACAUCUUUAGGCAACGGUACGCACGACCCAUCACCUGCCGCCGCACCCCUCGAUGCUCCUCUCCCUCCUGUCGUCACACUGACGCCGACAGAGAUCUAUGUUCAAGCAGUGCUAAAUCAGAUAGAGAGCGCGUUUGACUUGUCCGGCCUGGCGAGGUGCGUCGCGACGACCCGUCACGAAGUGGUGCCAUUUAAGGAUGGUGUGGCAACUUUUGACCUCAAGUGGUUCUCUGGCGUGCAUGAGUAUGUUGGCGCAGUCUUGGCAGCUGUCGCCGAGGGAGAGUCGGGGACGUUUUCGAUACCAGACGGCCACAGUGGUAUUGAAUUUUGCGCUGCGAGGAGGAGCUUCACGCAGUCGUUGAGCGUCUGGAUUGAUAACAUUGUGCAGAAGUAUUGUUAUCAACCCUGCACAUACCGAAGGCGCAAUGCCUCAGAGGUGGAAAUUCUUCUUAAAGGCAUCAAUAACCGAUGGGUACAGAGCUCCUUGGAGAAACAAAAACACUCAGCCACAAGUAACAUGGCAACAUCGAUAGAGGAACUGAAUGCGCUUCUUCUACACGACUUUGAAUCUUGGUUUUCCUCAUUCUUUCCGUACUUGAGCUACGCCGCGACGGCACGGCGACAGCUGCAACUACUAUGGCUGGAGAAUACCUACGUGGAUAAAACAGAAGUGGCUUUCCAGGUUUACUCAAUGGCGACACGGGUGAACCUGUUGGACAAAGGCGACGGUGUGGCGAAGGGUGCACUCUUCCCUGUGAAGUGGAUACACGAGCUUCUGCACUGGCUUUGCGACAGUGAGAGUAAAGAAACUGAAGAAGGGAAAGAAGAUGGAGAAAAGGAUGAGGGUUCAAAUUCACCAGUUCCGACCCCGGGCCCCUUCGACACUCUCUCACUGACGGAGUUGACGGUGGGUUUUCCUGUUAAACAAGUAGUGCGGGAAGAGAACGAUGAGGCAGACAUCAUUCCAGAGGAGCUCUUUGACUUGUUUUGGUCGCUGUUUGGCGGCGGCCCAAAGUACUUGGUAAGGGGUGUGUUUAGGAUGCGGCAACUCAUUGAAGAGAGCCUGCGGCCACGGCGUGCAUGUAUCGCAGUUGUGUUUGAGGGAGUCAACGAGCAGCAACCUGUGCUUCUGGAGAGUGUUCUGUACCGCGCCAGCAUAGCGGAAGUAAUGCGGCGAGCGCUGAACAAGUUGGUGCGUGAUUGCAAAGGCGGCGACAUGGAUGAAGAGAUGUGGUGGGCUGCGCUGUGCAGUGAUCAUGUUGUCAGUGCAUGUGUCACACACACACGGGGUGAGAAGCUAAGCGAAGUUUACCGUCUUGCGCACUCAGGUACAAUAACUUUUGGGGAAGUGAUGAGACAACUUGGGUUAGACGCUCCGCUGGAACCCGACAACGAGAACAACAGCAAUAAAUCAGAAGCUGCAGACCUUCAACUUCUGCUACACCAAGGUCAUUUGAUUGGCCGAAUCAUUGUAGAGGCAUGUGGUGUCUGUGGACUCAAGAACAUUGGCAACACAUGCUACAUGAACUGCGCGUUGCAGUGUCUGUCAAAUUUUGGGAGUAUGCGGCGUGAACUUCUCUCCCUUCCGCUGUCAGAAUACUCAAAUUCCCCCAUAACGGUAGAGUUUGUGGGCCUCUUGCUUAAGCUGUGGUCCGGCCACCUCCAAGUGGUGGAACCCCGCAGACUGAAAAUGAUGUUUGGGAAAGUGGAGAAGCGCUUUGACUCAUGUGACCAGCAGGACGCGAUGGAGUUCGUUGAAGUGCUCCUUGACCGCAUGCAUGACGAAAUGAACACUGUGGCUUACAAAAAAUACCGGGAACGUCUUGAUACUGACAAGAGUAUUCCUACACGUGAACUAUCCGCGGUGUUCUGGAAGGACUUCCUCCACAACAAUCGCAGUUUCAUCCCACAGCUCUUCUUUCACCAAUCUAAGACACGAUUGGAAUGUCUUGCAUGCGGUGAGACGACAAUUGUGUUCGAGAACAACCCGACGCUCGCCGCCACCGUUGCCGCGCCACCAAAGAAGCGUGUCUAUGAGGUAAACAUCCUGACACCAGCAGAGAGGCGGGUGCAACUACGUGUUGGGGCGCUGUGCGACUCAUCCAGCCCUGCUUCGCUGGAUGAUGUCGUGCGGGAGGUCGAAGCGCGGCUUCUAUCCAUGGACGCCGCUGUAACUGGUAUUGCUACGACUUCUACGUCUACAACUGCUGCUUUGGCCUCGACUCCUUUCGCCCCCGCCGCAGGUUCUCCCACGGCUCCUGCAGACCUUCCUGAAGCUGCUCCUACCGCGACGGCCCCUGACUUCGACGCCGAGACGACCAAGCCCACGUUGAACGGCUAUCGCCUCAUUCUGCAUAUGGACCCGCUCAGGCCGCUUCCGGCUGAAAGCAUUUUUUUGCAAGGUGCCCUUAUCGCAGAUCAGACAGAGACCGAGGAAGCACUAAAAGAAGAAGCUGCCAGCGCGCAGGAACAGGAGCAGCAGCAGCAGCAGGAACAUGAGCAGGAACAGAAGAAGGAGUCAGAAGAGGGAGAGAGUGGGGAGGAAGGAGAGAGUGAAGAGGCAACGGAAGCUGAAAAAGAAGAAGAGAGGGAAGAGGUGGAGAAAAGAGAGAAUGCGUAUGUGUGGUACUAUCUCAGGGCAAGAAGCGAAGAUUGGUACACGCAGCACAUCCUGUGCCAUGUGGAGCGGCUCCCCACCAAGGAGGCUCUCGGACAGUCGUUGUUGGAGCACCAUAUUGUGCGGCGGUGCAGGGAACUUGGCAAGCGGUUUCUUCGCGCAACAAGCACCGGCGCGAAUGAACUGUGGAUAUCAACGCUUGGGCCACAGGCAGACGCGGUGGGUGACACCUGGGUCUCGCGCCACAUCAGCGUGUUUUACCAAAGCAGUAAGCACGCCAUGGAGCAUCCUAUUAGCGUCCGCAGCACAGUUACUGAGGCAAGAGGCUGGACAGGGAUGAAGGCGAUCGAUGCCUUCAGCGGUGAAGCUCGGAUCUUGCUGGAGUAUGAUGAGUACUUUUUGGAGCCGGUGAGUAGUAUUUACAACGUGGUGAGCCACAACAUGAACGGCAUGAUGUCACCCUUUGGACACAGCUGCAUAAGCAACAUCAACGAGAAUUGUGGUUCGGUGACUAUAGAGGAUUGUCUGCGGAGUACCUUUAUGCCUGAUAUCCUCAGCGACGAUAACGCCAUACAUUGCGGCAAGUGUAAAGCGGCCCGUGACAGCAAGGUGGAGCGGAGCCUGUUCCUGCUACCGCGCUGUCUUGUCAUUUCACUUAAGCGCUUCAAGGUUGGACGCAUGCAGGAGGCGAGUAAAAACACAACUAUGGUGACGUUCUCACAUGUGCUCGAUGUGUCCCCGUACGUUGAUCCGGAAUCGCCGGAGCAGAACACGACGUACACACUGCGAGGUGUUAUGUAUCACUCUGGGACUAUGAACCAUGGACACUACACCGCGGUGGCGUACAAUGAUAAUGCAAAGCAAUGGAUCCACUACGAUGACGGGCGUGUCAUGCCCCUGGAGGAGAACCGCUUUACACAGGAUGCGUACGUCCUGUGUUAUGAACGUGAUGGGGCGGCGACGUGUGAGACGAAGUGCCCAAGUGCUGAGAAUAGUGGGGUGUAG
This is a messenger RNA of Trypanosoma grayi, 3792 nucleotides long. Its product is annotated as ubiquitin hydrolase. Lineage: Eukaryota; Euglenozoa; Kinetoplastea; Trypanosomatida; Trypanosomatidae. The transcript has a single exon. Gene Ontology annotation, biological process: protein deubiquitination. The record is from RefSeq and is a predicted model, not a curated record. The coding region runs from base 1 to 3792 and encodes 1263 amino acids. Gene Ontology annotation, molecular function: cysteine-type deubiquitinase activity.